This is a messenger RNA of Capra hircus (goat), 1669 nucleotides long. It is a transcript of the gene ST8SIA6, whose product is annotated as ST8 alpha-N-acetyl-neuraminide alpha-2,8-sialyltransferase 6. Lineage: Eukaryota; Metazoa; Chordata; Mammalia; Artiodactyla; Bovidae. The coding region runs from base 385 to 1581 and encodes 398 amino acids. The record is from RefSeq and is a predicted model, not a curated record. Gene Ontology annotation, biological process: N-glycan processing; oligosaccharide metabolic process. Gene Ontology annotation, molecular function: alpha-N-acetylneuraminate alpha-2,8-sialyltransferase activity. The transcript is spliced from 8 exons.
GCGGCGGCGGCGGCUGCGACCAGCGCCCGCAGCAGCUCGGAGCGCCUUCGGGAGAAGAGGAGGCGAGCCGGGCGGCGCUUCACCGCCAGCCGAUCUCCGGGCGCCGACAGCGAUCCGGGCUGGGCGGGAGCCGGGGGAGAGCUGGGACGUGGCUGCCACCUCCGCCCGCAGACGCCAGGCGGGCAGGGCCGGUGGCGCCUGAGAGUGCGGGUCCGCGGCGCGCGCCCCCGCCGCCCCUCCGCGCCGCCCUGAACGCUGGAGGUGUGCGUGGCUGCGGCCGCGGCGGCUGCGGCGGCAGCGGCGGGAGCCGCGAGUCGGGGCCGCCCGGGCUGUGCUUCGCCGGGGCAGCAGCGGCGGUGGCGGCGACCGCGCCGGUGGUUCAGGAUGCGGCCGGGGGGCGCACUGUUCGCCCUGCUCGCCAGCCUGCUGCUGCUGCUGCUGCUUCGCCUGCUCUGGUGCUGGACCGACGCGCCCGCCCGUUCCAGGUUCUUGGUGGAAGAAAGCAGGGAGGCCACCUAUAGCAGCCCCGCUGCUCCGAGGAAGCUCCGGAGCUCGACGACCCUGCCCCCGCGCACGGGGAACAGCACAUAUCUGAAUGAGAAGUCCCUCCACCUGAUGGAGCGAUGCCAAAAUCUGCAAGCGGGCUUGGAGAGUUUAUCUAACAGAACAGGAAAGUAUUCAGAAGAUGACUAUCUUCAGAUUAUCACAAAUAUCCAAAGCUGCCCAUGGAAACGACAAGUAGAAGAAUAUGAGAAUUUUAGAGCAAAACUAGCUUCCUGCUGUGAUGCUGUUCAAAACUUCAUUGUUUCUCAAAACAACACUCCCAUCGGAACCAACAUGACCUAUGAGGUGGAAAGUAAAAGCAAAAUCCAAAUUAAAGAAGACAUUUUUGAUAUGUUGCCAGUGUUUCAACCUUUUGUGGGAUAUUCUUUUAAUCAGUGUGCAGUGGUUGGAAACGGAGGAAUUCUAAAUCAGUCUCUCUGUGGAGCUGAAAUCGAUAAAUCUGACUUCGUUUUUAGGUGUAAUCUCCCCCCAACCACAGGAAAUGUUACCAAUGAUGUUGGCACUAAAACCAACCUGGUGACUCUAAAUCCUAGUAUUAUAAAGCUAAGAUAUGGGAACUUAAAGGAAAAGAAAGCAAUAUUUCUGGAGGACGUUGCAGCCUAUGGAGAUGCUUUCGUUCUUCUGCCUGCGUUUUCCUUCAGGGCCAAUACCGUGGCCUCUUUUAAAGUGUACUACACACUGAAGGAAUCUAAAGCAAGACAAAAGGCUUUAUUUUUCCAUCCCAAGUACCUGAAAAACCUUGCACUCUUCUGGAGGACUAAAGGUGUGACGGAGUAUCGCCUGUCCUCUGGCUUGAUGAUCACAAGUGUGGCGGUCGAGCUGUGUGAGAACGUGAAGCUGUAUGGAUUCUGGCCCUUCUCUAGAACUGGAGAGAACAUGCCUGUCAGCCAUCACUACUACGACAAUAAGUUACCUAAACGCGGUUUCCAUGAGAUGCCCAAAGAGUAUAGACAAAUUCUCCAGCUUCACGUGAAAGGCAUCCUCAAGUUACAGUUUAGCAAAUGUGAAACAGCCUGAACCAAAUGCCUUUAAAUGGGCAUCAUGUUCACAUAAUGCAGUUGGUGAGUAACAAUAUUCCCAAACACCGAGAGAGAUGGUUGUAGUG